Messenger RNA from Nymphalis io (European peacock), 3186 nucleotides. It is a transcript of the gene LBR, whose product is annotated as delta(14)-sterol reductase TM7SF2. Gene Ontology annotation, molecular function: oxidoreductase activity, acting on the CH-CH group of donors, NAD or NADP as acceptor. NCBI's taxonomy places the organism in Eukaryota, Metazoa, Arthropoda, Insecta, Lepidoptera, Nymphalidae. The transcript has 3 exons. Gene Ontology annotation, biological process: sterol biosynthetic process. Gene Ontology annotation, cellular component: endoplasmic reticulum membrane; nuclear inner membrane. The record is from RefSeq and is a predicted model, not a curated record. Bases 446 to 2449 code for a protein of 667 amino acids.
AAAAAACGUACGAUCGUACGAUCCGAUUACCGGAUCCCUGUUUGAGGUUGCUAGAACUGAAAUAGGCUUUCUUUUUCUCUCCAAUGGUCUAGAGGGAGAUAGCAAACCAUAACUUCCCGUGGCUGUCGUUGAUAGCGCCAACUGCUCUAAACCAAUCAUAGCAUUUUUUUUUCAAAAUUAUUCGAGCGUCGUUGACGCUUGGCAUAGCAUAGAUUCUUGAAUAUAAAUUGUGAAUUGCGAAUACGUUAUAUCAGAUAAUAUAUUUUUAUAUAUGAUUCUUGAAUUAAUUUUGGUCUCUUUAAAAAACAAUAAUAACGGCUACUCUGAACUUUGUUUGUUUGUGUAAAUCAGUAAAAGUGAAAUUCUUUGCGUGUGGUCAUGUCAUAAUUUUAACAAUUAAUAUCAAAAGCUGAUUAACGGUUUGUGUGAACAUUGGUGAAUAAUAAUGUCUACAAGAAGCGGCCGGAUAAGACAAAGUCUUAUUGAGACAAGCCCGCCGCGCACUCGUAAAGGAGUAUCACCGACGCGGUCUCCCGCCAGAAAACGAAAAAGUUCCCCAACCGUUCGCUUAACUCAAAAGUCGCCCUCCCGUAAAUCGCCCAGUCGAAAGUCUUCCUCUAAAUAUCCAGCUCGCAAAUCACCUUCGAGAGUUGUGAAAGAAUCUAGAGAACAAGAAAAGGAAGCGUCAGUGCCUAAAUCUCCUGCUAAACGACCUGGCAUCAAAAAAGAUGUCGAUAUAAGAUUAGAAAACUUGUCUUUCAAAAUAGAAAACUUAAAGAGCACACGAUCUAGGCGUUUUGAAAACUCAAUAAAAGAUAUCCCCGCAACGAUACCAAAAAUAGAGUCGACGGUUCGUGAUGAACAAACAAAUGGGCUUGAGAGUAUACAUUCAGUAAGUGAUAUUUACAGUCUGAGAAAUAGAAAGAAUUUUGACGAUAAUAUCCCACGAAGAUCUAGCCGGUUGAAAGACAUUGUUGAUAGUGUACCUGAUAUAAGACAAAGCUUCAGUAAAUCACUAAGUAAAUCAAUAAGCAAGUCAAUCAGUAAGUCUAUAGAUACUUAUUCAGAUGAUGAAAAUACUGACGAAAUUUUACUGAGAGAUAAAUCUCAAUCUGUCACAAGAAAGCUUGCAACUCCUUUGCGCAGCAGUGUGACUCUGUCUCUGAUAAGUAAUCGGUAUGAAUUUGGUGGUACAAUAGGCUCAGUAGCCUUAUCUUUAUUAAUACCCUUGACAGUUUUCUACAUCUUAAUAUCAUGCUCAAAAUCUUGCUCUUCCAUAUCACUUGUGGAAUUAUUUAAAUUGCAAUCAAUAUUGAACUGGUUCAAUACUCAAGUAUCACUUUAUGUAAUCAGUAAUUUUAUUUUGCAAGCAAUCUUUUUAUCUUUACCAAUAUUUGGACCCAAGGAAGUUGACGAACAAGGAAAGAAGUAUUGUUUCAAUGCUUUUUUUUCAUGUUUCUGUACUUUAAACAUAUUAUUUGCUUUGGACUACUACAAAUAUCUGAUUAUUGAUUUGCUUCUGACAUCCUACUUGAAAAUGGCCAUAACUUCUUAUCUAAUUGCAUUGUUUCUGAUAAUUUUAUUGCACAUAAAGAGUUUGAAAAUUGAUGGUAGAGACUUAAAUCCAUAUGCUACUUCUGGACAACUUUUAUAUGAUGUUUUCAUGGGCCGACAGAUACAUUGCUAUUUCAUGAAGGUUAAUGUGAAACUAUGGCUGUCAAGGAUAUCCAACAUAAGUACUCUAAUUUUUGCAAUAUUAAUCUUCAAACGUGGCUUUUCUAUCCAACUGACGGAAAUUGAUAGCAUAUCAUGGGAUAAGCUUACAGAAAUUUUAGACAAAGUGCACAUUAAACCAACUUUAUUGGUGUUUAGCACCAUGCAAAUUGUUUAUGCGCUAUACUUUAUAAUGAGAGAGAAAAAAAUCACAACAACAUUUUAUUGGCAAUCGGAGGGUUUGGGGUAUCUUCAAAUUGUUUCAAGUGCUCUUUACCCUUUCUAUUUUACAACAAUAUCAAAAUAUGUAGCAGACAGUGAUUUACAACUAUCGAGUAAUAUACUAAUAGCUGCUUCUAUGCUGUAUUUACUGGGCUUAAUUAUAAUGCUUAUCAGUAACAACAUUAAAUAUGAAUUCAGGAUAAAUCCACUGCAUCCUAGCUUGACACAUUUGGAUUCAAUGCCAACUUUUCAUGGAAAGAAGCUACUGGUGUCCAACCUUUGGGGUAUUUUACGGCAUCCAAAUUAUACUGGUGAUAUUAUGAUACACAUAGCACUUGCAUUGCCCGGUGUCCUUACACGCAAUAUCACAGCCGCUGUACCAGCAUUGGCAACUAUAUUGGUAUUCUUACAUAGAGCAUGGCGGGAUCAUAACAGAUGUCGUCGACGAUAUGGGGCUGCUUGGCAAAGAUAUUGUAAGCGAGUGCCAUCUCUUAUCAUACCAAAAAUAUUAUAAUCUCUCUGGCUGAUAAAUUAUCUAUUCCAGACAGGAGUUAAUAGUAUAUUAGACAAUAUGCUGACUUCACAUAAAUUGUCUUAAAAUUUAUUAAUUAUAAGGUGGUUUUCGAUUUUUAAUUUAGUUUAGUUUAUUUUUAUUUUAGUUUUACAAAGAGAUUGUAUUGAAGAGAUUUUUUUAUACUUUACAUUAUGUAUUAAAUUUAAUUUUUUAUUCUUAGGUUAAAUAAACAUAUUUUUAAUGAAAUCCUUAUAAAAUUGAAUGUGGUAUCAAUGUAUUAUGCAUUCAUUAUUUUUGAAUAGAAUAAAAUGUCCUUGCCAUAACUAUUACCACCGGACAAAAUGGAAACUAAUUUAGUUUUCCUUUAAAUUGACUGUCUUUUAAUUAUACUUUAAAUGAUAUGUGUUGUGUGUAAUAAUAUAAAUAUAAGAUAUGUAACACAUACACAUUAUAAACAACAUUCGCAUCGAUCGACCAAGUAUUAAAAACAUUGUAGGCUUAGAAUACAAUUUUUCUAUAUUGUUUUUUUUUUCAUGCAUGAAAAUCUUGUUGUCAUUGUCGUAGUGUACGUACAUGGUGUUGUAUAAUGUGUACGCGUUUUAUAAUUUUAGGAUAAUUUUAUAAAAAAUAAUAAAAUGUGCCUAAAAGUAAUUUAAUAUAUUUUCGAGAAAACGACAGGCAUAUGCUCAAAAUUAUAUCAUACCUUUAGUUUCAAAAAUAGGCCUCGAUUUUAAAAA